UAUAAUGUAAUAUACAAAAAUAUGGUAAAAAUAACACCAAAAAUUAAUUUAGGCAAAAAUAAUUUACCCCCCAGUCAUUGUCAAAAUAUCAUGGACUAUACAAAAAUCUUAUAAAAAUAACACCAGUAAUAAUAACUUAACCCACUGUCAUAAUCAAAAUAUCAUGAAUUAUACAAAAAUAUUAUAGAUAUAACAGCAGUAAUAAUAAUCUACCCCCCAGUCAUUGUCAAAAUAUCAUGGAAUAUACAAAAAUAUUAUAAAAAUAACACCAGUAAUAAUAACUUAACCCACCCUCAUAAUCAAUAUAUAAUGUAAUAUACAAAAAAUGAAUGGGUGAACUUAACUAGCGACUUCAUGUGGCCUGCAGAGGAUGUCAAUAAUGCAACUUCCUGUGAACCAUGUGACCAUUAUUUCAUAUUUUGCAGUGUGUUGGAGUAACAGGACUGAGUGAUGACACAACUAAAGUGUCAUGUUUUUUUUCUUUAGGGGGAAAAAAAAUACAAAUGCGAUAAUGACUAACAUAAAUACUGUAUGUAAAAAAGAAACAUACAAUUUUGUAAGGGUUUUAAGAAUUAUUAUUAUUAUAAUCUGAUUUCAGGAAGUGCUUUUAAGGUCAUUUAAGUCAACAUUUUGUAUAUUUUAAAUGUAAUAAUUGUUUUAACUAAGUGAGCGAUACUGUAGUAAUAAACUUCCCAAUGCAGGUGAGUGAAUGACGUAUAAGUAGAUGUUUUCAAGUAUCAUUGUGAAUGAAUUGAAUGAGCAAUCAGUGAUUGCAUCAUCAUCAUCAUCAUUGUGAUGUGGAACCCCCAACCAGCUGGACUUUACUCCUCACAUAGUCCUUAUAAACGCACACGGGACCCGCAGCAUUUCAAUUCUUUUUGACGGAAACCCUUUCAAGAGGUAAGACACCGCUUACUUUUUAGCCAUGUCAAUAUUAUUUAGCACUUAAAAACUAACUUUUAAAAAUCUGCUUUUUCAUUUGCAGCGUCAGCCAUGAAGGUGGUCUUGGUUCUGGUUUUGGCUCUUUUGUCUGUUUGCCAUGGCAACGUGGUGCCGCACAAGCAGCCCGAGGCGCAGGUGGACGUGGUGAAAGAUGCUUUCUGGGACUACGUCGCCAAGGCAACCACGACUGCUGAAGACACCCUGAAGCUCAUCAGGCAGUCUGAGCUCGGGAAGGAAGUCAACACGCUGAUCUCUGAGAGCACGGCGGCCAUCAGCAAGUUGACUGAGGCUCUGCACUCUCAGCUCAGCCAGGACUUCACUUCACGCUUCUUGGAGCAAGCUGAGCGGCUGAAGGUGCGCCUGGAGAAGGACCUGGCGGCCGUGAGCGCCGACCUGCGGCCGUACGCCGACGAGGUGGCGGCGCACGUCCGGCAGCAGGUGGAGGAGCUGAAGAAGGAGGCCUCCGCCUACGCCCAGACCUUGGACUCGGAGGCCCUGAAGGCCGCCGUGCUGAGGAAGAGCCAGGAGCUGAAGGUCCACCUGGACGAGAAGGCGGACAAGCUGCAGACCAAGAUGGUUCCUUACGGUGAAGAACUGAAGCAGAAGAUGGACACCAGCCUGGAGGAGUUCCAGAAGAACAUGGCGCCUCUGCUUCAAGACCUCCACAGCCAGCUGACAGAGAAGAGCCAGAAGUUCCAGGAGAGGCUUCUUCCCUACGGGGAGGAGCUGAGGGCCAAGAUGGACGUGGACGCUCAGAACCUGAAGGAGCAGCUGGUUGCUCUCUGGAAUUCCUUCGCCAAGCUGACACAAUAACACCGUCAUCCUCAUCUUCACAUGGACUUAUCAACAACACCCGGUGACACUUUGAAACAAUAAAUCUUUUC
Entelurus aequoreus (snake pipefish) is the source of this 1826-nucleotide messenger RNA. It is a transcript of the gene apoa4a, whose product is annotated as apolipoprotein A-IV a. NCBI's taxonomy places the organism in Eukaryota, Metazoa, Chordata, Actinopteri, Syngnathiformes, Syngnathidae. The coding region runs from base 994 to 1755 and encodes 253 amino acids. The transcript has 3 exons. Gene Ontology annotation, biological process: triglyceride homeostasis; lipoprotein metabolic process; cholesterol homeostasis. Gene Ontology annotation, cellular component: blood microparticle; high-density lipoprotein particle; extracellular region. Gene Ontology annotation, molecular function: cholesterol binding; phospholipid binding; phosphatidylcholine-sterol O-acyltransferase activator activity. The record is from RefSeq and is a predicted model, not a curated record.